GUUCUGUCUCUGAGUCAUCUUUCUCAGAAGUGUGUUUACAGUGUGUGUGCGUGUGUGUGUGCAUGUGCGGGAGUAGCUCCAAGACUCAGAUGAGUAUAAAGAGACGGACUCCAGCUUCUUAGACAGCAGAGGAAAAGCGGUGAUUGAAGGUAAGGCUGAUCUGUGGGCAUAUUUAGAUUACAGUCAAUCUUGUGAUCAGUUAACUGUCAUUUACCUGAUUGGUAUGUGCUGAUUUCAGUUUUAAGAAUGGAGGAGGAGAAAGUUGGUGUUUUUAAUUCAAUGGGUUUUCAAACUGAAUGCUUGACUGUAUUUUGUUGAUUUUCUCAAAGUCUGGGGUAAAUGUGCAGGAAAAGCUUUAAGUCAAGUGGUUUUCUAUUGUGAUAUUUGACUUUGGUUUAAGAUGUAGUUCUUUCAACACCAGAGCCAGCAGCCAUGCUAACCACUCCGAACUCUAUGUUCUGUUUCUGUAAGCAGUUAGAUGUAAAAGAAGCAGGGGGGUAAUUGCUAACAGCUGUCACAGCACAAUGGGUCUGCACUGGUCGAAACUUUAAACAACAAAAAACAGUUUUACAGUGAGCAGCUAUCAAAGUGAAAAAAGUAAUAUACAAUAAGACAUAUACAUUAAAAACAAGCAGGUUGUUACAGAAUAAACUUCGUUAUCAAUUAAUCUUUGUUUAUAAAGCGCAGAUUCACAACAAGCAUUAUCCCAAGAUGCUUAACAAUAAGCUGGUCUAGAUCAUACUCUAUCUACAAAGACCCAAUGUAAAGACAGGAUAAGAUUGAGCCCCAUCUUUUAAGAUCAGACCCACUCCCAUCCCAUCUUCAACCACGAGUGUUGCAUUUUGCAGAGGUUAAAGUGGAGAUGAAAAACUUCCUAUAACAGGCAGAAACCUUGAGCAGAACUAGACUCGUGUAAGGCAGUCAUCUGUUAAAACUGCAUUAACGUUUAGAGAGGGGAUAGAGGGAGAUGCAGAAAGAGAGAUGGACAGAGGUGAGACUGAUGCAUGUAGUUGAAGUGGCUGGAAAGCAGGCAGGUCCACAGCAGUGAAAAAUCUGCAGAGGAAUGUUUGACAUGAUGGAGUUCACAGACUCUAGGACUCAACUACACCUCUUUGCCUCACGCUAGGUUGACCAAAACUCAGGUUGAAACAGCAUUCAACCAGACUCUUUUAUGGCUUUCACUCUAAUUCAGCUGCAGAAUGAGCUGUGUUACUUCAUACAGGUUAUUGAAUCUGGAAAGAGCACCUGCAGACGUGACCCAGGACAGAAUGUCAAAAUAGCCUACCUGCAGUUUUUAUAGACUUUCUUGGACUUCUCCUUCAUCACUUUUUAAUGGAUGUCUCUGUGUAUGUAAUUGAUCAAAUUUUACUUGUUGAGUUUGCCUGAGAGGUAACUCAGAUUUGUGUUUACUUCAGUAAUUUGAGUUAAAUGAACUACUGAAAGUGAGUAAAUUUACUUUCAGGUAGUGGUGCUGAACCUUAAAUUUGGAGUCACACCGUUUCAAAAGGUGUCUGGAAAAAAAUCAGCUUCAAAAUACACACCCAAAUAUUUACAACUAAGCUGGAAAAAACUUAAAAGGCUAAACAAGUCUCAUUUGUUCAAAAAAAUAAAAAUGUGUAUAAACAAAUGAUAGAUGUAUGUUUAAAGUCUGGUGUCUCUAUUAACUGAGUUUUACAGUUCAUCUGUUGCCCUAUUUUGAUACUCUUGAUCUUGGGUGUGUUGGUCUAUGUCAUGAAAAGGGAAGAGAAAUCUGAUCAUUAAUAUGAUCUGCACUUAAAAGCCGCCCUUUGCACAUGACUUCACAGCACGUACCCGAGUCAAGGUUCAAACAAAAAGAAAUAGUUCAGGUCAGGACAUGAUAGCGUCUAUGUCAACAUGAGAGGUUAACAGAGAUGUUAUCAGCACAAAAUAAUGAGCUGACAGUCACAAAAUCACUUCCAGAUAUCAGUGUAAAACCACAGGUUUAAAUGGUUUAAACACUUAGUUUCUGUUUUGAGGGAACACAUGGUUGAGAGUCCAGCAGGAAAACAAAGACAUCUGCUUUCAGAGAGCCUUGUGAAAAUAAAAACAUUCAGCCCAGUCUGUCACUUGUAGUUCUGGUGGAGGCGCCGUUGCACUUAAUCAUUGUGACAUAUGGGAGUUCUGCAUCACAUUUUCCUUUGGACUUUUCAGUCUACUCUAUGAACUCCAAGUACUGAUAUGUGUGGCUAAAGCAAAACUGUGAAUGUUUCAGAAAUAGCUAAAUGGAAAUUACUUUCUAUUCAUCCAUCAACAGUUGUAAGAUAUAAAUAAAAAUCUGUUACUUCCACUUCCCAUAAAACCUUGAAAAUAUAUUUAAUGACUCAGCUUGAGUGCAGGGUGGUUACAAAAAUAUAUCCUCUGACAUGUCGGUUUUGAGGCACAAGGUUACCACAUCCGUUAAACCACUUCCAAACUUAAAUUAUGUUUAUGCAAGUUGAUGAAUUCUCUUGCUCUGCCAUUUUUAUUUGGUCUUACCAAAAAUAAUCCAAUUCAAAAAUAAUUCAACUCUCUAUUUCUUAAUUUUUUCACCCCAAAUAAUUUAAAUCCUUUUCCAGGACACUCUAGUUUGUAGUAUUGCCACUCCCUUGUAACUUUUUAGGGCUACCAUGACUUUUAACUAGCUGCCAGUGUCUUUGUCUGUCCUCCACAUAUUAUAGCUCUUCUUGACCCUUCAUAAAAGCACCUAAAAUACAUCAUCCAUGGCCUACUAUAUGACGCUUGCGCCACUUCUGGAUGCUCAUUUAUAAGUCAGAGAAAGCACAAGUCUCUAUGUUGGCAUGUUAGAUGAUCAAAGAAAAGAAUAGGUCAUUCUUAGGAUGUAUGAGUAGGUAUCACUGCUUAUUACUGUCAGUUUCAUAACCAGUUCAAAUGUCCUUAAAGGAGCUUUUAGAGGGAUCCAUUUGGAUGCAAAUAUUUCUACUGAAACCAUCAACUGCAAAAAGAACGCCACUUCAUUUCCACCCAUUGUGAAAAAAGGACGCCAAAAGACACCAUGGAUGCUAAAUAUUGCACUGCUGUAGCUGAGGUUUGCAUUUUAGUAAUCUGCAGGAUUGAUGUCACAUCCAGAGGGAGCUCUAAAUCUUUCAGCAUCACAAUUAGUGAACCCUUAUGCAGUCGAUUUGAAUACAUAGUUUACACCGAAUACAUUUUCACUUGAAAAAAAGGAAUCUUUGUGUUUUACUUACCCUAGCCCUCGAUCCUGUACAGGCAGUAGAUCUUCCUCCAAAGUCAGUCUCCUUCCACAGCCAUGUUUAAGCAGUCAGUCUUUUGCCAAAAGGUCACCCAGAGACUUAAGUGACUUCAAAGCCGGAUGCCACAACUUCAAAACACACUGGCUGUUAAAUCCCUAGAGGUAAUAAGCCUGUAAAGAAAACAAAUGCAAACGGACAAAAAAGCACGUUUUAUAAAAGUCAGAUAACAUUUGUCUUGGCAAAGCAUCAGUGAAAGUCAAGAUUUUCUGACUGCAUGAAGAUUGAGUGAGUGUACUUACAGUCUUCAUUCAACUUUUUCAUGUUGUAUGUUGCAAAGUUGUGAAUAUUAUGAGCUGACAGAUGACUAAUUCAGAAUGAUCCCCCUUGCAGCUUCGUCUAUUGAGCAUGGAUGAACAAGAGGAGUAUGACUACUACUACCAUGAAAACAUCAGCGUCAACUUCAGCUAUGAGGACUACCCUGUCCUCUGUAAAAAGGGGGACAUCCGCUCCUUUGCUGCCGUCUUCUUCCCCAUCAUGUACACCCUGUGCCUGGUGGUUGGGCUGGCUGGAAACGCCUUGGUCGUGGCGGUCUACGCUUACCACAAACGCCUAAAGACCAUGACAGACGCCUUCCUGACCCACUUGGCUGUGGCUGACCUUCUGCUGCUCUUCACACUGCCUUUCUGGGCUGCUGAUGCAGCAAGAGGCUGGGAGCUGGGACAGGUCGUCUGUAAGGUUGUAUCGGCCUGCUACACGGUCAACUUCACCUGCUGCAUGCUGCUGCUGGCCUGCAUUAGCCUGGAUCGCUACUUAGCGUUAGCUAGAGUGCAGGGAAAAGACCAAAGAGGGUUUCUUGGGAGAUGGUUCACCAGAAGACACUGUUGGAAGGUGUGUUUGCUUGUUUGGACAACAGCUUUCUUCCUUGGGGUUCCUGAUUUGAUUCUCUUAGAGGUUAAAUGGUCUUCUAACCGGAGCGUCUGUAUGGCUGUGUAUCCACCAUCAAUGGCAGGAGGCGGGAAAACUGUCCUGGAGAUGGUAGAGGUUCUUCUGGGGUUCCUACUUCCCCUCAUCGUCAUGGUGGUCUGUUACUGCAGCAUGGGCUGGACACUUAAGAGCCUCCCUGUUGAGAGUAGAGGCAAGAAGUGGAAAGCUCUGCAGGUUCUCCUGGUGGUGGUCGGAGUGUUUGUGGUCACCCAGUUGCCUUACAACGUGCUGAAGGUGUAUAGAGCAAUGGACUCGGCUUACAUUUUGGUAACACACUGUGAGACAAGCAAAGUGUUGGAUCAGGCAGCUCAGGUGACAGAAAGCUUGGCCCUCACUCACUGCUGCCUUAAUCCUGUCCUGUACGCCUUCAUGGGGUCAUCGUUCAAACAGCACAUGAUGAAAGUGGCGAAGAAGUUUGAGGAAAGAAGAAGGAGGAGGAGGAGGAGGGAAAGUACUGCAGUGGAGGAAGGAGUGGAGAUGUCAUUUAACUCCCACAGUGCAUCCCAAGACACAAACACAUUCUCAAUAUGAUUUACCCAAAUUAAUGUUUUUUGUUUUUUUUUUUAACUUUUUUUAUUGCUACAUGACAUUUCACUAUUUAAAGAUUUGAAUCACUAUUUGGAUCACAUUGUCACUUACAUGUUCUUAUGUUAGUUAUGGCUCAUCUUGAAGGCCAAAUGAGAACUCUCAGUUCUAUAUUCUGAUUAUUACUAUUAAACUGUUUGUGGGAGUGUGUAAAAAUACAGCAAUUUAGGAAAGGUGUGAUUGAAUGUUUUAAGCUUAAAGUUACAAAUUAAAAUCAGAUUAAACCAAACUCUGUUUUUUAGCCUGACGGAUAAUUCUGUCAUUAUGGACAACUGUGGACAUACCCUCUAUUGGACUGUGGAGGAAGGAACUGGGAGCCUGUUUGGAGACACUGACUUACAUCGUCAAAAGACAACAAUACAAACUUGUGGAGCCCAAAUACAAAGACUUACAGUUGAGAAUAAUUUGAUUUUAUGUUGUUUGUGGAAACUGCACUGCCUCCUUUUAUUUUUUUCUAUCUCCUUUUCUACUCUCCUUUUUCUUGAUUUCCUGUAAUUGUUAUAAUUGACAUUAUUAUUGACACUGUGCAGGGCAUGGGUCAUUCUGCCUAUUUGUAAUAUCUUAUUUGUGAAAUUUAAUAAUAAAAAGUAGUAACAAGGCAGAGAAACUUGAAAAGGAAGACAAAAAAAAUCAAAGAAUGAGUGGAAAGAACAUGUAGGGGAUGGAGAGGAGCAGUCAAACGCCAAAAGUCCCAUCACACCACUUUUCAUUUUUUAUGCAGUGCUUAAAUUGGAUACCGUUUCUGCACGGAGAAGUUGGGAAAUAUAAAGGGAAAUGUAAAUAUUUUGCAGACGCCUGUAUCUGCUAAGUGAAGAGAUGACAUUUUGUUUUUCAUUUUCUGUCUCUUGCUCCAGUUAGUGAUCCUGCUCUUUUUUUACAGCUCGAGAUAGCUCGGGGGAAAAAACAAAACAAAAUUACAAAAAUUGAAACCAGAAAUGUU
Molecule: messenger RNA, 5721 nt
Organism: Xyrichtys novacula (pearly razorfish)
Lineage: Eukaryota; Metazoa; Chordata; Actinopteri; Labriformes; Labridae
Source: the annotation of a GenBank genome assembly